Messenger RNA from Mytilus californianus (California mussel), 1929 nucleotides. RefSeq lists its product as uncharacterized. The record is from RefSeq and is a predicted model, not a curated record. The transcript is spliced from 4 exons. NCBI's taxonomy places the organism in Eukaryota, Metazoa, Mollusca, Bivalvia, Mytilida, Mytilidae. The coding region runs from base 29 to 835 and encodes 268 amino acids.
AUGUAGGAAAAUAAUCCUAUUAAAAAUAAUGUGUACACGGGUAUACCUCAAUUGCUUUGUAAACAAGAUAAUGUUGGAAAUAUAUAAAUGCAUUAUAUUUCUUUCGUCAGUUGUUGUAAUUGCUGGUGACGUUUGUUACUAUAACAACGGAUCACAUUAUGGGCAAAUCAUCAUGUGUCCGGCAUCUUGUUGUGGAACAGGCAAAAACCCAUGUUGUAUUGAAUCUUACUCCAGACUGCCAUAUGUCGUAGGAGCUAUAGUGUCUGUAGCAUUGUUGUUGGUUUGUUUGAUCGUUUGUUGUGUUUAUAGAGCACAUACAACAGCAUACACAAAACCUCUACUCUUACCUCAGGAAAAUCAAGAACAACAUUUAUUGGAACUGCGACAGGCAAGUAAAGAGUACCAUAUUGUUGUAUUCAGUGGGAAACGGAAUACAAAACUUGAACUGCCACCUCGUUACAGCGAUAUAUAUCCUCAAUCAGAGUUGUCAACAAACACGUCAGCUGAUAGUGCUAGUAUAAGGAGGAAUGACUCAACGAGAAGUUCAUCCCUUUAUGGAUCAUUAUUUCGGAACAGUAAUAUGAGAAAUGCUUUUAGACGUGGACAAGUCAAAGAACCUGCCUCAUUCGAAAGAAACCUAUCUGUAAAAUCAACUCAGAAAUAUAUCGCAUCUGAUGUUAAAGUAUCAGACGAUAAACCUUUGACAUCUGAUAACACUUCCAACCAAACGAGGAGACAUAGCACGACACAUGCAAACAAUCAUCCCGAUCGAUCUAGUUUAAUGUCUUCAAUUGCUGCUUCACUUCCUUCUCUGUUUAAACCUACAAAAAUGUAAAUUUAUCAUAAUAUGGAAAUAAGCAUGUUUAUCAUUGGGGAAUUUCGUUAACUCAUCUCUUUUUUAUGCCAAAUUGAGCUGUUGACAUAACUUGUCGUCCAUCGUCAUUUUUAUGCACUCGGCCCUCAUUGACUGAGACAUGAUUAUCCAUAUGGGUCAGUCCUUCAGUCAUUCUGAAAUCCAAUAAUUAAAUAUAACACUGACAAAACUGAAUACAUUUUAGGAAGAAACGUCGAACUAAUGAUUUAUCCCUCUUGAUUAAAAAAAUAAGGAUAUUUGGUACAUGUAUGAAUAAAUAAGAAUAAAAGGAGGAAGUUAGAGCAGGGUAUAAAUUUACUACCGAUGUUUAUGUCCAAAUUCUUAAAUUUUUGAAGGUAUAAGAAAAUCUUUCCUGGUGGAAACUGACUGGUUAACAUCAAAUCUACCCACCUCUCGUAUUUUUUCGGGCACGGUCAUUAGAAGAGAACAAAGAUACGAAGGGGAAGUAAAAAAGAUAAGUAGUUGAAAAAUCGAUAAUACAAUACCAAAAAUAAAACGACGAAAAACACUACACAGAAAACUAAAGACUGAGCAACACGAACUUCUACCAAAAUCGGGAAAAAUGGUAAGCAGAUCCUGUUACAUUAGUGGCACACAUUAUGAUGCUCAUGACAAGUAAAAGGUCGGUGGUAAGUCGCAUUCGGCGAUGUCAUAAUAGAAGAAAAGAGUAUUGGAUUGUGACUACAACAAAAGGAAUAUAUCUUUAUGCGACACAGAUAUUCCAUAACGGUCAACCAAAUUAUGAUGGCGUCCGUAAAACUUAAUUAGUAAUGAACAUAAGGUCAUAAAGAAUGUAUUCUUCUAAUGUUUCAUUCUCGUUGAAAUUUCGUUCGGGAAUUAUUUCCAAAACAUGUGAUACAAGUGGAAAAUAUUAAUGAAUUUGAAAAAAAAUAUUAUAAUCAAACUAAACUCUGUGAAAAAUUGUGUACUUACAAUAAGCAGUUUUUGAGUAAUAAAAUUUUCAAAUUUUAUAAUCAACCCGGUCAGUGUCAUCAGCCAAAAUGAUGAGAAAAUGUAUGAGGGGUACAAAAAAAAUGAUUUUACAAAAAUUUGAA